Molecule: messenger RNA, 8451 nt
Organism: Acromyrmex echinatior (Panamanian leafcutter ant)
Lineage: Eukaryota; Metazoa; Arthropoda; Insecta; Hymenoptera; Formicidae
Product: putative aminopeptidase-2
Biological process (GO): proteolysis; peptide catabolic process
Cellular component (GO): cytoplasm; membrane
Molecular function (GO): peptide binding; metalloaminopeptidase activity; zinc ion binding
Source: RefSeq, a predicted model, not a curated record
CAAGAACUAUUCGUGCAAAUUGUUUAUGUGCUGUGAAAAUCGGAUACAUCUAUUGUCUGCGAUAAAUGUGUGACCACAAAUCUUUAUACCAUAAUUAUUUUGUUUAAAGGUUGAAAUAUUAGGAAAAGUGGUGAAAUAGUUAUUUGGUGACGUCAUUUUAUUGUGGAUAUAAUAAACUUUUUUGCUUUUACAGACAAAAUUACGAACAUUUAUAACAUUGUGAAUUAAAAUAUAAACCAUGAAAAAACAACAAUAUUAGCCAUAAAUGGGAUGACACUUUUAGUAAAGAUGAGGAUCUCGCGGGAAUAUUUGUUCCUUUGCACCCUAAUCACAUUACUCUGCGGAAACGUAGCACACAAUUCCCCUCUUUAUGAUGGUACAUUUAUGCGAAAUCUGGAUAUCUCACAAAAUGACUCCAUCGACUAUAGACUACCAACAAACAUUAAACCCCUUUCGUACGAGAUUAUGUUGAAUCCAGAUUUUAAUAAUUUUACAUUUAUGGGAGUAGCAAAAAUUGUUGCUGUAGUACAAAAUUCAACUGACACUAUUACGCUGCACGUGGGAAACAUCAAAAUUGAAAAAUUGUCUCUUAAUACAUUCGCGAUAGAUUCUACAUCUAAUUUUCCGACUUCGUAUGACAAUAUUACUGAAAAGUUUACUAUUACCCUUCCCCGAUUACUUCUAGUAAAUAUGAAUAUGACAAUUAGCUUUGAGUACAGUGGAAUCCUAUCCGACAACAUGAUCGGAUUUUAUAAGAGUUCUUAUUUCGAUGAAAAUGGAAAGCUUAGAUGGCUAGCUGCAACACAAUUUGAAUCGACAUACGCGAGACAUGCCUUCCCAUGCUUCGACGAGCCGAGUUUUAAGGCAAAUUUUACGAUAAGAAUAGCAAGAGAUGAUAAUUAUACGACUAUCUCUAAUAUGCCAUUGGUAAAGUCUGAAAAAUUAAAACCUGAUGGCAAAACCUGGGAUGUUUUUGACCAAAGCAACUUAAUGUCUACAUACUUAGUGGCCUUUGUGAUUGCGGAAUUCGUUCAAAUGGAAAACGAUACAAAUUCAUUUAAAUUUGGAGUAUGGUCCAAACCGUCCACCAUCAAUCAGACUAACUAUGCGUUAAAAAUCGGCACUGCAGCUCUCGAUUUGUUUAGUGAAAAAUUUAAUCAAAGUUAUACAUUUCCUAAAAUGGACAUGGUGGCCAUUCCUGACUUUGAUGCCGGAGCUAUGGAAAAUUGGGGAUUGGUAACAUAUCGCGAGAGCCGAAUGCUGUACGAUGAGAAAGAAUCAUCGGUGUUAGCUCAGCAGGAUGUGGCUUCCGUAGUCGCUCACGAACUCACGCAUAUGUGGUUCGGAAAUUUAGUAACACCAGAAUGGUGGAGCUACCUUUGGCUUAGCGAAGCAUUUGCCUCAUAUUUUGAAUACUUCGGUACCGCACUGCUCGAGGAUACAUGGAACAUGGCGGAACAAUUCGUGGUAGAUCAACAUCAACCUGCAUUAAUGGCGGAUAGUCUUGAAUCUUCUCUUCCAAUGACUCGGGACGUUUUUAGUACAUCGCAAAUCGAAGAAAUGGCAGAUACUAUUACCUAUUUCAAAGGAGCCAGUAUUCUACGUAUGAUGAGUCACGUAUUUGGAAACGAAAUUUUCGAAGAAGCAUUGCGCAGCUAUAUAAAAAACAACAAAGAGAAAGGAUUGGGCCAUCCAGACACUUUAUGGGAAGCAAUAAAGUCAAGUUUCAAUAUUGAUGUAAAAACAAUAAUGGAUUCUUGGACUACAAAAGCCGGAUACCCCGUUGUAACAAUCGCAAUUAAUGACAACGGUAUACUAAAUAUUACUCAAGAACGCUUUCUUCUGAGAAAUUUGAAUGAGACUUCUAUCGAUACCAUUUGGUAUGUCCCAAUCACGUUUACUACACAAACAGAUCCAGAUUUCGAUGACACGAUUCCAAAAUUUUGGAUAGCUUCCAAAAGAUCCACCGCUUAUUACGAAAUUAAUCCGGAAGACUGGAUUAUAUUCAACAUUCAAUCAUCAGGUUUUUAUCGUGUAAAUUAUGACAGCCGUAGAUGGCAAAAUAUUUUCAAUGUCUUGAAACACGGCAACUUGGAUGAUAUUCAUGUAUUAAAUAGAGCCGGCAUUGUAGACGAUCUAUUAAAUCUGGGUAGAGCAAAAUAUCUAGAUUAUUAUACGAUUUUCGAAGGAUUGAGUUAUCUUAAAAGGGAAACUAAUUAUCUGCCCUUUAAAGCAGCAUUCAAUGGUUUCGAAUAUCUAAAUAGGCGAUUUACAGGACAUGAAUUGCAACAUUCUUUUGUCAAGAUCUAUAUCUUAUCUCUUAUCGAUGGCAUAAACACUCAACUAGGAUAUGAGGAUAAGGAAUACGAUGAUAGAUUAACAGUUUUGUUACGACAAGAGGUGAAUAAUUGGCUCUGUAAGCUUGACAAUGACGAAUGUAUAAACAAUUAUGCAAAGAAAUACAAAAAAUGGAAAGAAGAUGCUACUGCUCGUAUCAAACCGAACGAAAGACCCACAGCGUAUUACGUAGCCAUAAGACACGGAACUUUUGAAGAUUGGGAUUUUUUGUGGAAUGAGUAUGUUCAUUCCAAUUAUGCGACCGACAAAAUGGUGAUCUUAAAGGCUUUGGGAUACAGUCAAAAUACCACCAUCUUAGAAAAAUAUCUGAACUCUGCCAUUAGCAGUUAUAGUACCAGCCGAAUUCGCAAACAGGACAGUACAAGCGUCUUUGCAGCUGUUUAUAACUCUGGCCUCCUUGGCGCAGAAUAUGUUCUUGACUUUGUGGAAAAAUAUCAUCAACAGAUGGAAGAAUACUACGGAGGACAGAGUACAAUAGCCGCAAUCCUCAAUGGAGCAUCACAGCAUUUCUCUACCGAAAAUUUAGUAAACAAAUUCGAAAAAUUCAUAAACGCUCACAAAACAAACUUCGCGUCGAUUCAAAAAUCUCUGGAGUACUCCUUAAAAGUCGCUAAAUAUGAAUUAGAUUGGUAUAAUUCCUAUUCGGCAUCUAUAACUCAAUGGCUGCAAACAUACGACAACUUAAGAUUUCGUCUACCCAACAAUAUAAUUCCUACACAUUACUUCAUUUCUCUUACGCCUCAUCUCAAUGAGAAUUUUACCUUCGAUGGAAAAGUGACGAUCAAAGCCGAUGUUAUACAACCAACAAAUCAGAUUAUUUUACAUUUGUCGGAAAUUGAACCUGACGAAGUAAUCGUGAAAGCCAAUCAGACAGAAGUAAAAAAAUUAAAGGAAAAAUUCGUAGAUCGAUAUGAAUUCUACGUUAUAUAUCUCACAACAGAACUAACUACUGGAACGAAAUUGAACAUCAAAAUCAAAUACACAGGUCAUUUGAAUGCUGAGCUUCAUGGCUUUUACAAAAGUUCUUAUGUGAGUGAAAGAGGAACUAGAUGGCUUGCAGCUUCGCACAUGGAACCCGUUAGCGCCAGAAAAAUGUUCCCUUGCUUUGAUGAACCAGCAAUGAAAGCGUACUUCACUAUUCAAGUUAUCGUACAAGAAAAUGGUUACAAACCUAUCAGUAAUACGGCGAUACAAGUGCAAAGGAUAAUCGAUGGUGGUAUAUCAUACACCUUUUUCAAAUCAGUACCGAUGUCGACAUAUUUAGUGGCAGUUCUCGUUUCCGAUUUCGAGUCUAAAUCUAACCAAACUAAUGGAAUUGAAUUAUCUGUAUACGCACGUCCCAACGCCAUCAAUCAAACCGAUUACGCUCUAUCUGUAAUGUCUCAAUUGAUAAAUUUCUACGAAACGACAUACAAGCAAAAAUAUCCACUUCCAAAACUCUAUAUGGCUGCACUGCCCGAUUUCGGAGCAGGAGCAAUGGAGAAUUGGGGCCUUUUAACAUACAGGGAAACGAGUAUGUUAUAUGAUGAGAAUCAUUCGCCGAUCACAAACAAACAAGAUAUCAGAAACGUGAUUGCUCAUGAAAUCUCCCAUCAAUGGUUCGGAAAUUUGGUCAGUCCUCUGUGGUGGAAGUAUGUGUGGUUGAAUGAGGGAUUUGCUAGAUACUUCGAAUAUCACGCUCCAGCUCGUGCGUUUAAUGACGAGACAUUGGAAUCGCAAUUUGUUGUUGACCAAGUACAUUCUGCUUUCAAAGCAGACAGUUCUUCCUCUACACAUCCCAUGAGUCACGAUGUAGCAACUAACCGUGAAAUUCAGAGUAUAUUUGACUCAAUCACUUAUAACAAAGGUGGUAGUAUAUUGAGAAUGAUCGAAAAAACAUAUGGAAUUGACGUGUUCAACGAUGCAUUAAUUGACUAUCUUAAUAAACGAAAAUAUGACGUUGCUACACCGGAUCACUUAUAUGCAUCACUUCAACUAAAAGUAGAUGAGAUAGGAUUAAAAGAUGAUGUCAAAGUUAUCUUAGACACAUGGACAACUCAACCUGGCUAUCCCAUCGUUACUGUCUCUGUUUCAACAAACUUUAUAUUUUUGAAACAAAAACGAUUCUUCCCUAAAGAACAUGAGAAUACUUUUGAUGAUACUAUAUGGCACAUCCCAAUUACAUGGGCAGUAGUUCAAAAUACUUCAGACUAUUUUAAUACCACGCCGAAAUUUUGGUUGACAAAAAAAAGGAUAAUGGAAAAAAAACAAUCGGACUUAUCACCAGAAUCACUUUUAAUAUUCAAUAAUCAGCAAUCAGGUUAUUAUCGUGUAAAUUAUAACAAACAACAUUGGCUGAAGCUGAUUGAUUAUCUUAAAACCCAGGACAUUCAAACAAUUCACGAAAUCAAUCGUGCAGCAUUAAUUGAUGAUCUUAUGAACCUUGCAAGAGCAGACUAUAUUGAUUAUGAAACUGUUAUAUCUGCUACAAUGUAUUUGGAAAAAGAAAAUAAUUAUUUCCCCUGGCGUGCGUUCUUCAAUAAUCUGCCUUACUUAAACAAUCGUUUUGUAGGGCGCGAUAAUGAAGACAUAUAUAAAAAAUGGUUAACAUUGUUAAUAAAACAACUUUACACACGAAUUGGCUUUGAAGAUUACACGAGCGAUGACGAUCUUACUAAGAUAUUAAAAAUACACACUCGCAAUUGGGCUUGUAAAUUAGAUGUAGCUGAUUGUAAAUUCUCCGCUGCAAAAUAUUUCGAACAGAAACAACGUUCAGAAAUAAUACCGCCAAAUUAUCGCGAUGUUGUUUACUGUACAGCCAUGAGAACGGACAAGACAAAUAAAAAUUACGCUUUCUUUUAUUGUCUGUUGUUACGGGAGGCAGUCACAGAGAAUUCACAAAUACGGUAUCAAGAUAGUGCAAAAGUAUUCUCAAGCGUUUACGAUGCGAGUUUAGUUGGCGUUGAAGUUGUCAUGGAAGUAAUUAAAACGUAUUACGAUGAUAUACUUCACCGAAAUUUUAAUGAUUCUACCAAAAUCGCAAAUAUAGUGAACGCUUUGGCAAGUAGAUUAUCUACUUAUGAUCUCUAUAAUCAGUACCAAAAAUUACUCGAUUGGCUGGUUCAAAAAGAACCAAAAUUCGAGAACUCUGUCACUUCCUAUUUGGCAACGGCUGAAAAUGAAUUUGAUUGGUAUGAAAGAAAAGUUCCAGGAAUUUUUAAAGCAUUGGACAAUCUAUUUCCCAAUACGUACCGCUUACCAAAAACGCUCAACCCAAACCUGUAUAAUAUAUCUCUUACACCUUAUAUGCAAAAGGGCACUUUCACAGGGAAAGUGAAAAUACACAUGACAGUUCAGGAAAAUACUACUUUGAUAGCUCUCAAUGCUCACAAACUCAACAUCUUAAGUGUCAAAGUCUUCAGAAAUGACUCAGAAAUAAAUAUACAAAAUUAUACGACAAAACAUAGCCCACAACAACUAAGAAUAUAUUUAUCCAGCUACGUACAUACAAAUGAAAAAAUAAUAGCGGAAAUCCAAUUUAACGGAAUUCUUAAUGAUGAAAUGACUGGAUUUUAUCGUAGUUCGUAUGUCGAUAGUGACGGAGUGCAACAUUGGCUGGCUACAACACACUUUGAGCCUACGUAUGCUAGACAAGCUUUCCCCUGUUUCGAUGAACCAGCGUUUAAAUCAAAUUUCACAAUUAACAUUCAAAGGCUAAAUAAUUACACCUCGCUAAGUAAUAUGCCACACUUAACAGAAACUAAAGAUCCAAAGAACGAUAGAUAUACGUGGGACACAUUCGCCACUACCAAUGUCAGUAUGUCAACAUAUUUGGUUGCAUUUGUUGUCUCUAAAUUUAAAUCAGCGGUUGAGCCUGAGAACGUAACUCCUGAACACGUAACUUUCAACGUAUGGGGUAGACCGGAAGUCGUGGCAUAUGGCAAAUACGCUCGAAAUAUCAGCAUAGCAGUUAUUGACGUAUUGCAGAAUAUUACGGACAUUGAUUAUGCUUUACCUAAGCUGGAUUUAAUAGGAAUUCCAGAUUUCUCUAUGGGCGCAAUGGAAAACUGGGGCCUUGUUACUUUCCGCGAAUAUGGACUUUUCUACGACGAAAAAGAAACUACAGCUACAUAUGAAAAAUAUAUAAUUAUCGUAAUAGCACACGAACUUAGUCAUAUGUGGUUUGGAGAUCUCGUUACUUGCGACUGGUGGGAUUAUAUUUGGCUUAACGAAGGUUUCGCGCAAUAUUUCGAGUCGUUUACAUCUGAUCGAAUAUUUCCAGACUACAAGUUCAUGGAUCAAUUCGUGGUUUACGAGGUGCAUUCUGCUCUGUCACAAGAUGCUUCGAUUUCAGCACAUCCAAUGACAAAUUCUGUUAAAACACCGGAUCAAAUAGCUAGUAUUUUUGACUACGUCACUUACGGAAAAUCCGCUAGUGUUUUACGAAUGAUGUUUAACGCAUUCGGCGAAGAAGCUCAUAUAUUGGCACUCCGUAAUUAUUUAACGAAACGAAAGUAUCUUACAGCACGUCCUACAGAUUUAUGGGAAAGUUUCGAGUCAUUUGUAUCGAUACCAAUUGGCAACAGAAACGCAAGUAUCGAAGAAGUCAUGAAUACUUGGACAAAUCAACCAGGAUAUCCCGUUGUGAAUGCUACGUUAACUAACAAUAUAAUAACACUUACUCAGGAACGAUUCUUGAUAGACAGAAAUACCUCUGGCAAUGAAUUUUAUUGGAUACCAAUUGAUUUAUUCGUUUCAUCCAACCUGAAAACGUAUGCUGAUGUAUCUUUAGAAAACAAAACGUGGCUAGGAUCAGAACCUCAAAAAAUAUUUAUUAAUUCUAUUAACGACUGGUUUAUCGUGAAUUACAAACAAACUGGCUUCUAUCGUGUUAAUUAUGACAAUUCCUCAUGGCAUGCGUUAAUUGACAAGCUAAAUAGUGCAAAUUUCGAAGAUAUUCAUGUCUUGAACCGUGCACAAAUUAUAGAUGAUCUCUUUAACUUGGCUCGCGCUAAUUAUGUGGAGUAUAAUCUAUUGAUAAAAGCAUUGGCAUAUUUGGGAAGCGAGACGAAUCACUUACCUUGGAAAGCAUUUUUCAACGGCCUAUCAUAUAUCUAUAGAAGAUUCGAACUACCGGAGGAUCUAAAUAAGGAGAAGAAUUUCCAGGAGGAUCUAAAUAAAUACGUUUUGAAAUUAUUGUCUAAAACGUACGAUAAUGUAGGAUUCAAUGAUGACGAUAAUGAUACUUAUUUAAAUAGGUUACAUCGAGAAAUGAUUCUUCAAUGGGCUUGCAAGUUAAAUAAAGAAGAAUGUAUACAAAAAUCUGUAGACUUAUUUGCGACUUGGCGUAAUAGUUCUGAAAAAAUUUCACCUAAUGCACGACCAGCUGUUUAUUGCACCGCAAUAAAAAAAGGAAAUACAGAUGAUUGGGAAUUCUUGUGGACUCAAUAUCUACAGGCGAAUCUUCAAACAGAGAAAAAGAUCAUUAUAAAUGCACUCGGAUGCUCGACAAAUAAGACGGUGCUCCAAAAUUAUUUAGGAAAAGCCAUUGAAAAAUAUGAUCCUGCAAAUGCCGCCAUUCGUCGACAAGAUGUUUCAGCGGUGUUUACUUCCGUGUACAGCGCAGGUUCAAUAGGAGUAAAUGUUACCAUUGACUUUUUAACAACAAAUAUCAAAAAACUGCAUCGAUAUUUUGGAAAAUGGGACGAUAUCGUAGAUAUAUUUACUAACGUGGCAUCAUAUGUAUCAAGCGAGGAUCAAUAUAAUCAGAUGGUAUACUUUAUUGAACAUAAUAUACAUCAGUAUCCUUCAAUCAUUAGAGAGAGAUUAGUUUCUGCUCUUAAUAUUGUAGAAACUAACUUAUUCUGGUUCCAAAAUAACGGUGACAAAAUUAGAGAAUUAAUGAUCGGUUCGGAAUCUGGAAAUAAUCCUGAAAAUAGUUCUACCAGAUUAGGAUCACUGAACGUCGUUUUUAUGACUGUCAUUGUUUUAAUAUCGUACCUUUUAAAUUAUUACUAAAUAAUUAAACUGAACAGAAGACAAAAAUUGCUCUUUAGAAUUUUUAUCACGCAAUAAAAAAAUAUAUUCUUAAUCCAUGUUUUUUAUUUAAUGAUU